Molecule: messenger RNA, 480 nt
Organism: Mizuhopecten yessoensis (Yesso scallop)
Lineage: Eukaryota; Metazoa; Mollusca; Bivalvia; Pectinida; Pectinidae
Product: toll-like receptor 2
Exons: 1
Coding region: 1-480 (159 amino acids)
Biological process (GO): immune response; toll-like receptor signaling pathway
Cellular component (GO): membrane
Molecular function (GO): transmembrane signaling receptor activity
Source: RefSeq, a predicted model, not a curated record
AUGCUACUCGUUCGCUCUCUGCAACCGUACGACCGUCUUCCAGACGGCGAAGAAUUUGUGUAUGACGCAUUCGUCGCUCACCACGUGGACAAUAGAGUCUGGGUUAUAAACCAUCUACUACCCUUCCUCGAGAAACAGAGGAAGCUGCGUCUUUGCCUCCACGAGAGGGAUUUCCUUCCAGGUAAUUUCAUUGCCGACAACAUUGUUAACAAUAUGAAGGUGAGCCGAAAAGUGAUAUUGGUUUUCUCUGAAGACUUUGCGGACAGUGAGUGGUGCCUAUUCGAGGCAACGACCGCCUACAACAGGAUACUAGCGGAGGGAGCAUCCUCUGUUGUUAUCAUAAUGCUGGAGGACAUUAGACACCGACCCGUCGAUAAUACCAUUCGGAACCUUCUCCACGCCGUCGCCUAUAUAGAGUGGGGAAGCGAGAGGAGUGAUCGCCCAGUAUUCUUUCGGAAACUUCUCGAUGCCCUCCAGUGA